Talaromyces stipitatus ATCC 10500 is the source of this 1257-nucleotide messenger RNA. RefSeq lists its product as uncharacterized. The record is from RefSeq and is a predicted model, not a curated record. Bases 1 to 1257 code for a protein of 418 amino acids. NCBI's taxonomy places the organism in Eukaryota, Fungi, Ascomycota, Eurotiomycetes, Eurotiales, Trichocomaceae. The transcript has 5 exons. Gene Ontology annotation, molecular function: nucleic acid binding.
AUGGUAGAGUCAAUUUCUCCCAUCAAGCAUCGCCUCGAGCUCCUGGAACGGACUCUCUAUGCUGUCCAGGCUCAGCAUCGUCUUCUGGAGUAUCGUGUUCAAUACAUCGAAGAUGAGAAUCAGACAUUGCGUCAGGCCUUGGCUUCGAGUCUGCAACAGGGUAAUGGACCGGGCAAUGGAAAGGCUUCCUCUGGCCACAAUUCUUACAUUUCUGAGCUCCAAGCACUUGCUAAAGAGCCAGAGGAUAGUGUUGAUGAGCAUGUCAAAACUUUGUCAUCUCUAAGUCUUCUGGAUGCACCCACCUUGUUGAUGCAAGUUUUGGUUCCAAAAACCACUGCGAAGUCUGAAGUUCGCUACUCACCUCUGGCACCUUCUAGCGCUGCCGCCUCAGAAUUUGAGCCAAGCGGAGGAAGCCGAUUCAAUCCCCCAACUGUUGAUACUUUGCCCCUUGUAUCUGGCUCACCAGAGUCAAGUGCCGUGGAUACUUCCUCAAACCCAAAGACGAAGGAGCGAGACUUUGCCGUGGUACCUUGGGACGGGACGAUUGCUUGGAAGUUUAUUAACCUUUUCAGGGAUAAAAGGGAGGAACAUGAAGCCAUACUGAACUCAAUCGAUCACUGUCGCAUGCAGGAUGAGUGGUUCUUUCAGUACGGCCUACGCUAUAUUCCAAAACCUGGCGACAAGGAUGCAUACCGCACUGUCCGUAUUGAGAACCUCCCCAACGGCACUACGCUUGAUGAGCUUCUCGCUCACAUUCAUUGUGGAGACGUCUUUUCCGCCGAUCUUCUCAAUACACUCUCAAUAACUGGCUAUCACACCGGUCGAGUGGUCUUUCUGCAUCAGAAGUCGGCUGAGAAGUUCUGCAGGAGCGUUAAGAAGAGGGGACUCGAAAUACAAGGUACUCCUGCCCAUGUGACACUAGAGAAAACCGCAACCUAUCCAGUGGGAAUGUCCUUGAGAGCAGCUAUCCGCGAUCACGGUUGCACUCGCUGUGUGUUAGUUGACGAGGUUCCCGAAGCUCUAAUUGAGUGUAUUGAUGGAGUGGUCGGGACACCUCAUCUCAAAAACUCUGUCGAGCAUUACUCCAGGAGCUACUGUGAUGAAGAAUAUCCAGAACAGACUAAGCUCAGAGUCUGUGUGCGUUUCCAUUCCAUGAGGGCGGCAGCAUAUGCGUACGAUGAACUUCAACGGAACAUUUUUCUGCGACACUGCAUCCUCACAUAUGACAAAGAUCCAUGCAACAGCGAACCUAUGUGA